UAACAAAAUCGUGCUCAUGGAAUUACCAUUUUAACUUUCGUAAGCUGACGUUGCAUGACGGACCAUUCAUUACAGAAUACGGGGCGGUGGCGUUUAAGUGUCAUUGGCGAAAAGACUGGUCGAAUAUUUGGAGCUAGAAAUUCAAAUGAAAAAUAAAAUUUUGAUUUUGACGUGUGUAUAACUGGAUAAGCGUCUUUUGAAUAAUAGAAAAUUACGAUUUUGGAAGAUCGGUAUCCGCACACGCACCAGCCAUGAAGUUCAUAUACCUCACCAUUAUAUUUAGUGUUUCUACAGCAACUGUCUCGACGCAAGAUCCUCCGCCUGCUAUCGACCUUCCACCUCCUCCGCCAUUUGACUUAUCACCAGAGGCAGACAUACCUGCUGAUCCGCCUGCAAGUAUAGAAAGCAAUACAUCAACAGUUUCUAGGAAUAAUGACUCAACAGCAACAAAUGAAACCGUAAAUGACGCACCAGUCUUAGAUACAAUCGAAUCUGCGCCAAUUAAUGUGUCUAGUUCCGGAUCAAACGGUUCUGUCAUAGUAUUACCUGAACCAUCUACACCUAGUGAUAAGUUUGAUAUAAGUGGAGCAAAUGAAACAAUUGUUGCAAAUGUGACUGACGGUAUUACAGAUAAUAAUGUUUCUGAUACCUCCACGAGCAUAUCUAGUGUUAAAUCGGUUGCUAAUGAUACAGAAAUAGUUAAUAUGACAGAUAUAGCUGCUACGGAUCAAGCUAUAUCAGAUAUUCUAGCUGCUGCGGCUGGAAAUGAUACUGUAUCAAAUAACACAAAUGUAGUAACCGAUAAUAAGUAUGAUAAUUUGACUUCAAAUGAAAGUUUGGAUAAUAUUACUGCUAUUGAAACUCAAAACGUAUCUGCAAGUGAACCUCCAUUAACUCCAGCAGACACUCCGGCAGAUAGAUCCUUAACCUUAUCUUUAGAUGAGUUUAUUGUUCCAUUAUCAGAUCCAUUAUCAGACCCAUUAUCAGAAACAGCACCUGUUGAUUUACCACCACCACCUAUUGCAUUUGAUCCUGGACUAGAAUCUGAGUUCGCAGUUAGUGACAUUGGAACAAAUGUCAGUGACAUUUCUUCUCUGCCGGACUUUAACAUAACUUCACCUACAGAUACAAACGAUACCAUCGCGAUAAACAAAACAUACAUUGACCCUGUAGAUAUCCAUAUAGGUGAUACAGGGAAUAUGUCUAUUGAGCACACUCAUUUGAAAACAGAUAGUCCGGUACCUACAACAGUUCAAAUUCCCGUAGACCUUCCAGCAAUACCAGAGCCUGUUGAUCUACCACCUCCUCCAAUAGAUACACCCUCGGUUGAUUUUAUUGACGCGCCUGGUUCAACAACAAUUGAAAUCUCAGAUCUUUUAGCUGGUUUAGGAACUUUAGAUGGGUCUUCACCUCCAAUGGACAGUGUCGUACCCGAAACAACAACUACAGAAAUGACUCCUGAACAAUAUAAUGUCCCUACAACUGUUCCUGCGUACGAAACUACCACUGUUAUUCCGUAUGAUGUAUUUACAAGUCCGACUGCAUUUGUUGAGUAUGACACAACUACGACACAGCCCGUGCUUGACACAAAGGAUCCGAUAUACAAGCAUGUUCCCGAAAAAGGUGAAACCCUGACGCUCGAUCAUCCCCCGCCAAUAUUCUCAGGUGGAAGCAGACCUUCAGUUUAUACAGAUCCAUAUGGUCCCCAUGAUGGUCAUUUUCCAUAUCCUGAAACCACGACGCCAAAGGUAGUCACUACAACAAAAGAAGCCCCUCCUCCACCGAUCAAGGUACCGACACGACCUGACAGGCGUACUAACUGGCCUGUGCAGAGGUUUGAAACGACGGCGUCACCUUAUGCUAGAUGGACUACGCAGAUGCCACUACAUCAAACAACUUUAAGUCCCAGACACAUGAACGUCGCGGAGUUAGCUGCCUAUGCCCUCCGCAUGUCAAACAAUAGAAAGUUCACCAACCAGCCAUUUCAAGGAAUUCAAGUUUUUUUUCAAGCAGAUCCAGAAACAACAACACUAAAACCGACAACAACAUUAAAAUCUGUUUACAAACAACAAAAUAAAGGCAUACAGAAAGAUAUGCGAUCAAAUUCCUUUGUUGAAUAUCUGCGAAAGAAAUACGGUAUAAGCAAUAUUGGUACCACGCAUUCAUAUUAUGCAACUACAGCCAAACCCACUAUGAAACCACUACAAUUGCCAAGUCAACGAAAGUUUUAUGAUGCACAAUAUUUGUUAUCCCACUUGCCUGAAAGCACGACACAGAAACCUACAAUGAAGAAUUCAUUUGAUUCCAGGUAUCUUCUAUCACAUUUGGAUAUUUCACCCACAAAACCAGUUGUUCCAAAAUUUUAUGCAAGUACUAUAAAACCAACAACGGCCAGGCAUUUUUAUGAUGCGAAAUAUUUAUUGUCGCAUCUUGAUGAAAUUCAACGACCAAAUGGAAAUUCUCAAUCUACAUUACCCCCAAAACCAUCGGUGACUAAACUGUCUCAAAAUCUACCUCAACCAGCAAAUCUUCCCAGACGAAAGAAUGUUCCUGGUGCAUUGCAAACCUGGAUGAAUAAUAUAAAUGUAAAACCAAAUGCUGUGUCUGAAUUUGGUUCACAACAAGAACAUGGACGGUUAAUUCUAAAGGAGCAAAGACAAGGUCAAGUCGAUACAAGGCCAAUAAAUCUCAAGUCAAACAUAAGUCCACAAUCUGUUCUCAAUUACAACGUAAAUCCCGAACGAAAUGUGCGUAUGAACAUAAAUCUAAAGCCAAAUAUAAACCAAUGGGGAGGUCAACAAAAGACAUCCAACCCGUAUAAAAGUCUGACAACUGCGAGUUUCAAACCAGUUGUUUAUGGCAACAAACCAUUCCAAAUUAAAAAACAAAGUCCCGGGCUUAGUUUAAGAGAAAGAUUUAAUCGAAAGUGGUAUCAUCCAGAAGCUAAGACAACUGCUAAAGGAACAGUGUCAACAAGAGCAAGUCAAGCUAAACAUGAGCCGAUCAAAAAUAUAAACAUUCAAAUAGAAGAGCCUAUAAACAGAAAUCAAGUGAAAACCGAACCAAUUUCGCCUGUCAAUACGUUAUUUAACAGAAGAGGCCUGCAUCAAAAUGUUAAUUCAGCAUUGCAAGGGCCAGUUACCAACCGUGAUAUGGCCAUACAGCGUACUAGUAUUGAGCUUCAAAGACAAAUUAUUAAACAGCAAGAAGAAAAACUGCGUCAACAACAACAGCAAUUGCAGAAACAACAAGCCGUGUUUCGUUUACAACAAGAACAACGUAAAAAGCAACUACAAAAACAAAGUAAAACCCUUCCUGUCAGUCAACAAUAUCGUUUAGCUUUAAUUCAGCAACAGCAGAAAGAAAAUCAGAACCUCCUCCUGCAGCAACAAGAACAGGAGCGUUUACGUUUACUUCAACUACAGCAAAAACAAAAUAACAAACUUCUUCUUCAGCAACAAGAACAAGAUCGUUUACGUUUACUUGAGCAGCAACAAAAACAGGCACAGCUAAGACAGCAGUUAAUCCUCAGGCAGCAAGAAGAACAACGUUCACGAUUACUUCAACAACAACAGCAACAAAAUCAAAAGCUACUACUCAAGCAGCAAGAACAAGAUCGGUCUUCACAACAAGAACUUCAGCGGAGACUCCUGCUGAACCAACAACGUCAAAGAGAACAAGAACUUCUCAGGCAACAACAAUUCAGUGGACAAAGUAAUCAGUUCCCACUUGCCUCGAGAAUAGGGCACUCUGAAAUAAUCCGGAAUAAUCAAAUCAGCAAAAUGCAACACAGAUAUCAACCAAAUGUACAAGUGUCAAGUAUACAAAUAUUUAAGGCACCGGCAAUGAUGAGGAGACGAAAAAACCAAGAAAGAAAAGAAGCAAUGCCGCAACCGACACAAACUCACUGGCGUGCACCUUCAGAUUUACAGCAUCUACAUGGCCAUUUAUCUGUGCCAUAUAAGUUAGAUCCAAUUCCUGCUCCACAAACAACACAAGCGACACCAAAAUCAGCGGUGCCUGUCAUUACUACACCGACAACAGUUGUUUAUAUUCAAACAAUUGCAACAACUGUUCGGCCAGUUACAUCUUCGCCUAGACCGACAUUACCGGCCACAGCCGAUCCUAAUCCACCACCGAUAUUCGACACCAAGGUCCGUCAUACCUUUAUGCCAAUGCCGAACAUAGAGCCCACGACAAAGGCGCCCAAACCGACGGGGGAUGACACACAAGUACAUAAUCAGCAGAACAACUUACAAAUAGAUGAACGUUGCAAAGGUUGCGUUUUUGUAAAUGACCGCUGCCUAUUGCCGGAUCCUGUUCACUGCCAUUUCUACAUCGAGUGCGUAAAACAAGGGACAUCUGUUCGAGCAUUUAGUCGAGAAUGUGCACUUGGUUCCUUUUUUGACAGGAAGUCAUUUCUUUGUGUAGAUCCAAAGAAUGCAGACUGCCCAACAGAUCGCUGCCGGAUACCUGGAACAAAAUGGUAUGCCAUACACGGUCACUGUAAGCACUACUGGUCCUGUGGAGCACGUGAAGGUGGAGGCGUUUUCGCGCAGAGCGAGUGCUGCCCGCAAAUGGGUGGAUUCGUUGAGCCUGUCGGAUGUGUUGAGAAUCCAAAUUGCACAGAUACAUGUUCGAGUACGAUUAUAAAGGAAGGUCCAACAGGCUGCCAACUGCGAAAAACAGCUUCUCCAACAGUAUAUUUUGACGGAAACGCUAAUAUUGAGCGUCCCUGCGCACCCGGAACGCUAUUCAAUGAACGUGCAUGCACGUGCGUGCAAGAUGUGUCAAUUGAACGCAGUGAAACACGGCCCGGAGUAGCGUCUUGUUUGCCGAUGUUGUCCUUAACGUUUGACGGAGGCAGCAUGGUCGACUCGUCAAAUACAAAGCAACAUGUAGGUGUAGAUGGUGUAUCUGCAACAAUGGAAGGAGAAGCCAUUUAUAACGGAGGCGGAAAACUUGUACUUUGGAGAUAUGCUAAUCUCAUGUUCCCUGUCGUUUUUGCAAUAAGGUUUCGGUUUUAUAGUACAACGCCAUCUCCAAGGAAACAGAUUAUUUUCUCCAAUUGUAACCCCAAAGGUGGUCAGGAGCCAUCAAUAGAAAUAGCUUUAGAUACCAUGUUUAGCGAAGUUGUCUUUAAAAUCAAUACGUAUAAAGGACCUUCGAAACGAUUUACUAUAAUAUACCAGCCAAGUAAGUGGACGAAUGUCGAUUUCAUUUAUGAUGGAGAGAGAAUAGUGGGCUCUGUCGACAGAAGGGCAAGAAAUAUUUUUGCUGGCGGUGGUAUUGAGACUCGGCCAAAUCCAAUUGGAAUAGGAAGCUGUAGUGGGAAAGACGGGUUUAAAGGUUUACUUGACGAUAUAUCCAUUUACGAAGAGUGCAUUCCGGAUGAAAUGUAUGGAAUAUUUAUGUCGGUAUUAGAAUGAGAACAGUGACAUUACAUAAACCGAUCAGGGAAUUACCACA
Messenger RNA from Mercenaria mercenaria, 5469 nucleotides. RefSeq lists its product as uncharacterized. The transcript is spliced from 12 exons. Gene Ontology annotation, molecular function: chitin binding. The record is from RefSeq and is a predicted model, not a curated record. Gene Ontology annotation, cellular component: extracellular region. The coding region runs from base 252 to 5429 and encodes 1725 amino acids. NCBI's taxonomy places the organism in Eukaryota, Metazoa, Mollusca, Bivalvia, Venerida, Veneridae.